Molecule: messenger RNA, 3223 nt
Organism: Rhinolophus ferrumequinum (greater horseshoe bat)
Lineage: Eukaryota; Metazoa; Chordata; Mammalia; Chiroptera; Rhinolophidae
Gene: GYS2
Product: glycogen synthase 2
Exons: 16
Coding region: 362-2473 (703 amino acids)
Biological process (GO): glycogen biosynthetic process
Cellular component (GO): cytoplasm
Molecular function (GO): alpha-1,4-glucan glucosyltransferase (UDP-glucose donor) activity
Source: RefSeq, a predicted model, not a curated record
CUGGGCUCGCAUCACGGUCAGCCUAUGAAGAUGCACCAUUGGAGGGGGUGCUUGUCUAAACCCCGGACCCGAGGAUUUUCCUUGUGAUUUCUCUGGGUUGUUUGGGUGGAUUCUAACUGGCGAUACUGUUCCCAGUGGACUUGCCCAGAAAGACUGUAAAGAGGGGCUGAAAACUCCUCCUUCAACUUGGGAGUUCUCUGAGAAGCGCAUGGGAUUUCAUUCCUCUGGUUUAGUCCUGUGAGAAGCCACCAAAACCUGGGAUCUACCAACUUCGAACCUCCGCGUCUCUAAAGUGCACCACUCCCAGGAUUUCCCUCAAUUGAAAGAGGGAUUCGGAAAAGUGUCAGAGGACUGAAGAAGAAUGCUCCGGGGAAGAUCCCUCUCUGUGACAUCCCUGAGCGGGCUUCCUCAGUGGGAAGUUGAAGAACUUCCUGUGCAGGAUUUACUGCUCUUUGAAGUCGCUUGGGAAGUGACCAAUAAAGUUGGGGGCAUCUAUACUGUGAUUCAGACAAAGGCCAGAACAACAGCAGAUGAAUGGGGAGACAAUUAUUUUCUGAUUGGUCCAUAUUUUGAGCAAAACAUGAAGACUCAGGUGGAACAGUGUGAACCUGUAAAUGAUACUAUUAGAAAAGCAAUGGACACAAUGAAUAAACAUGGCUGCCAGGUAUAUUUUGGAAGAUGGCUGAUAGAAGGGAGUCCUUACGUGGUGCUCUUUGACAUAGGGUAUUCAGCUUGGAAUCUGGACAGGUGGAAGGGUGACCUCUGGGAAGCAUGCAGCGUUGGCAUCCCUUAUCACGACCGAGAAGCCAAUGAUAUGCUGAUAUUUGGAUCUUUAACUGCCUGGUUCUUAAAAGAGGUGACAGACCAUACGAAAGGUAAACAUAUCAUUGCCCAUUUCCAUGAAUGGCAGGCCGGAACUGGACUAAUACUUUCUCGUGCCCGGAAACUUCCUAUCGCUACGAUAUUUACCACCCACGCCACACUGCUUGGGAGGUAUCUCUGCGCAGCAAACAUUGAUUUCUACAACCAUCUUGAUAAGUUUAACAUAGACAAAGAGGCUGGGGAAAGACAGAUUUAUCAUCGGUAUUGCAUGGAACGAGCGGCAGUCCACUGUGCUCAUGUGUUCACCACAGUUUCUGAAAUAACAGCAAUAGAGGCAGAACAUAUGCUCAGGAGAAAGCCUGAUGUAAUUACUCCAAAUGGCUUGAAUGUUAAAAAAUUUUCAGCAGUGCAUGAAUUUCAAAAUCUACAUGCAAUGUACAAGGCCAGGAUACAAGAUUUUGUUCGAGGUCAUUUCUAUGGUCAUCUGGACUUCGAUCUUGAAAAGACUUUGUUCCUUUUCAUUGCUGGAAGGUAUGAGUUUUCAAACAAAGGAGCUGACAUCUUCCUAGAAUCCUUAUCCAGGUUAAAUUUCCUCCUGAGGAUGCAUAAAAGUGACGUCACGGUGGUGGUGUUUUUCAUUAUGCCUGCCAAGACAAAUAAUUUCAAUGUGGAAACACUGAAAGGCCAGGCAGUGCGCAAACAGCUGUGGGACACUGCACAUUCAAUGAAGGAAAAAUUCGGAAAGAAACUCUAUGAUGCCUUAUUAAGAGGAGAAAUUCCUGACAUGAAUAAUAUUUUGGAUCGAGAUGAUCUAACAGUUAUGAAAAGAGCCAUUUUUUCAACUCAGCGACAGUCUUUGCCUCCAGUGACCACGCACAACAUGAUUGAUGACUCCACGGAUCCCAUCCUCAGCACCAUUAGACGGAUCGGACUUUUCAACGGCCGCACAGACAGAGUCAAGGUGAUUUUACACCCUGAGUUCCUGUCCUCCACCAGCCCCUUGUUACCCAUGGAUUAUGAAGAGUUCGUUCGAGGCUGUCAUCUUGGAGUAUUUCCAUCAUAUUAUGAACCGUGGGGUUAUACUCCAGCCGAAUGCACGGUGAUGGGCAUCCCCAGUGUGACAACCAACCUCUCCGGCUUUGGCUGUUUCAUGCAGGAGCACGUGGCUGAUCCUACUGCAUACGGUAUUUACAUUGUUGACAGGCGGUUUCGCUCUCUAGAUGAUUCUUGCAAUCAGCUGGCUCAGUUUCUGUACGGAUUUUGCAAACAGUCACGUCGUCAAAGAAUAAUCCAGAGGAACAGAACUGAAAGGCUCUCAGACCUUCUGGAUUGGAGAUAUUUAGGCAGAUAUUACCAGCAUGCCAGGCACCUGACAUUAAGCAGAGCCUUUCCAGAUAAAUUCCACAUGGAACCCACAUCACCACCCACGACAGAAGGAUUUAAAUAUCCCAGACCUUCCUCAGUACCACCCUCUCCUUCAGGGUCUCAGGUCUCCAGUCCUCAGAGCAGUGAUGUGGAAGAUGAAGAUGAGGAUGAGAGAUACGAUGAGGAAGAGGAGGCAGAAAGAGAUCGGUUAAAUAUUAAGUCACCAUUUUCUUUAGGUCAUGUUCCUCAUGGGAAGAAAAAGCUGCAUGGCGAAUACAAGAACUGAAUUCCACACGUGUUGAACAGAGCUAAUUUAGUAAGAACAGAGUAAAAAUGGUUAGUUAAGGAAAUGAAAAUGCCGCACAUUUCAUUUUUUUUCUUCUAAGUAUCACAAUGGGAUUGAUUCUCUGCCUAAAAAGUGGAGAUUAAGUGAAUAGCAAUUUUAUAAUUUAUGAUAAAAUCCGAGUUAUUUCCCUCAACUCCUUUUUCCCCAGUAAAUUCAGGCAUGAAGAAAUGUUAAUUGAAGGAGGAAGACCAGAAGUGUUUCUAAAAUGGUUAAGCAAUAAGAGUUUUAUUUACUAGUGUUUCUUUUUAAAUUCUCAUCACCAUGAUCUUUUGCUUAGUAUUUAUGCAGCUUCUAUACCUGCCAAACAGGUCUCCCAUUUUCAUCCCAAAGGAUCCUAUUCUUAGUUAUGAGUGUAUACUACCUAUCUUAAAUAACUUGGUCUUUAGUGAUUAUUUUAAUUUUUCACAAGUCAGAAACAUGAAUUUAUAUGCAGCUUCACAGGCAAUCAAAAUUCAUAGAAAAUAGUUAUUCUAAAUCCAGAUCUUGAUGCAUAUUAGUACAUUUCCAAGGUCAUUUCUCAAAUUAAUGACAGGAAGUUAUUUCCAUCUGUACUAUACCAUCCGAGUAAGAACUAAUAAUUUUUUUAUUGUUUAAAAGGAAAGACUUUUUGAAAACUUGGUCAAUCUUCCAAAGAUGAUAAAUUGUUAAAUCCAAAAUGAAUAAAUGUAUGAAUAGGUCAGGAUAUAACUU